Xyrauchen texanus (razorback sucker) is the source of this 15165-nucleotide messenger RNA. Its product is annotated as probable E3 ubiquitin-protein ligase HERC1. The transcript is spliced from 78 exons. The record is from RefSeq and is a predicted model, not a curated record. Bases 116 to 14710 code for a protein of 4864 amino acids. Gene Ontology annotation, molecular function: ubiquitin-protein transferase activity; protein binding. NCBI's taxonomy places the organism in Eukaryota, Metazoa, Chordata, Actinopteri, Cypriniformes, Catostomidae.
ACUGUUACAUGCAAGUGCAGAGAGAUCGUUAAUUACCAUGAACGCCACUUUCGCUCAUGCAACGUAUUGGCCUUUGGCAGUUUAUGAUGUGACAUUGUGGAUGUAAGUUGGCACCAUGGCAGUGAUGAUACCACCAGUAAAACUAAAAUGGCUGGAGCACCUCAACAGCUCCUGGAUUGCUGAGGACAGCGAGUCCAUCUCAACGCGCAAAGGAGUCACUCUGCUGUAUGGCAAGCUGCUGGCCAACAAGGAGGUGGUUCUUCUACCUCAGCAGGUGCUCUGUCUGAAGGGCCCUCAGCUGCCGGAUUUUGAGCGGGAUUGUCUGUCCAGCGAUGAACAGGAGCAUUAUCUGGACACGUUGCUGGCCACUCAGCUGGCUUUGGCCAAGACGGUCUGCUCGGACUCACCCUUUGCAUCUGCCUUGCGUAAACGCCUUUUGGUCCUGCAGCGUGUUUUUUAUGCACUUUCCAACAAAUACCAUGAUAAGGGCAAGGUCAAGCAGCAGCAGCAGUCAACUGAGAACACUCUGGGUUCUGCUGACUUGCAAGCAGUUAGUGAGCGACCUCGCUCUAGUACAGAUGCUCUUAUUGAGAUGGGCGUACGGACAGGUCUUAGCUUGCUGUUCGCUCUGCUCAGGCAGAGCUGGACUCUUCCUCCGGCAGGGCCAGGAAUCAACCUCUGCAACGAUGUCAUCACUACAGCCAUCGAAGUGGUGGGCUCCCUUCCACCACUAUCAUUGGCCAAUGAGAGCAAGAUUCCACCAAUGGGCUUGGACUGCUUGGCCCAAGUGACCACAUUUUUGAAAGGAGUGACCAUGUGGAAUUCAGGGGCAGAUGUGGUGGGGAGAAGGCUGGCAUGUGAGUUGCUUCUGGGGUUGGCAGCACAAAGGGGAUCACUUCGCUAUCUGCUGGAAUGGGUGGAAAUGGCACUGGCUGCGUCAGCUGUUGUCAGCAGCCUUGAGCCCAGCCAGGAUACACAAAACCAUGAGGGACUGAUGGGAUAUGACUGCUUCAUGAACAUUCUAAUGCAGAUGAGACGUUCACUGGGUUCAUCUGUUGAUCGGAGCCAGUUGAGAGAGCUGACCCGCACACUUGAUGGUCUUUGUUCCCUAUAUGAGGCUGCGCUUUGUCUGUUUGAGGAGGUGUGUCGCAUGGCUUCAGACUACUCAAGAACCUGUGCGAGUCCAGACAGCAUCCAGGCAGGAGAGGCGGCUAUGGUAUCUGAGACCUGUGAGGUGUACGUGUGGGGCAGCAACAGCAGCCACCAGCUUGUAGAGGGCACUCAAGAGAAAAUCCUACAGCCUAAACUAGCUCCCAGCUUCAGUGAUGCACAAACGAUUGAAGCUGGCCAGUACUGCACUUUUGUCAUCUCCUCUGAUGGUUCAGUCCGAGCGUGUGGGAAGGGUAGCUAUGGCCGCCUAGGACUGGGUGACUCCAAUAACCAGUCCACUCUUAAGAAGCUGACAUUUGAACCUCACCGUGCCAUUAAGAAAGUUUCAUCAUCCAAAGGUUCAGAUGGCCACACGUUGGCCUUCACCAGUGAGGGUGAGGUGUUCAGCUGGGGUGAUGGAGACUACGGCAAAUUGGGUCACGGCAACAGCUCAACCCAGAAGUACCCCAAACUAAUACAGGGCCCUCUGCAAGGAAAGGUGGUGGUUUGUGUGUCAGCGGGCUAUAGACACAGUGCUGCAGUCAGUGAAGAUGGAGUGCUCUAUACAUGGGGAGAGGGGGACUUUGGAAGAUUAGGUCAUGGUGACAGUAAUAGUAGGAAUAUUCCCACACUUGUUAAAGACAUUAGUAAUGUGGGUGAGGUGUCCUGUGGAAGCUCCCACACCAUUGCCCUGUCUAAAGAUGGACGUACUGUCUGGUCUUUUGGAGGUGGAGACAAUGGUAAACUGGGUCAUGGAGACACUAAUCGUGUGUAUAAACCUAAGGUGGUGGAAGCGUUUCAGGGAAUGUUUAUUCGCAAAGUAUGUGCUGGCAGCCAGUCAUCUCUGGCCCUCACCUCUACUGGUCAGGUAUAUGCUUGGGGCUGUGGUGCAUGUCUUGGAUGUGGUUCAUCAGAGGCCACGGCUCUAAGGCCAAAACUGAUCGAGGAGCUCGCUACAACCAGAGUAGUGGACAUCUCCAUAGGAGACAGCCACUGCCUUGCUUUAUCACAUGACAAUGAAGUGUAUUCCUGGGGCAAUAACUCCAUGGGCCAGUGCGGUCAAGGGAAUUCCACCGGCCCCAUCACUAAACCCAAGAAGGUGAUUAGUUUAGAUGGAGUGGCCAUACAACAGAUCUCUGCUGGCACCUCUCACAGCCUGGCAUGGACUGCUCUCCCUAGAGACAGGCAGGUGGUGGCAUGGCACAGGCCGUACUGUGUGGACCUAGAAGAAAGCACUUUCUCUCACCUCCGCUCAUUUCUGGAACAAUAUUGUGACGGCAUCAACAACGAAAUCCCACCACUGCCUUUUCCAUCCUCCAAGGAGCAUCAUAACUUCUUGAAACUGUGCCUGAGGCUCUUGUCCAAUCAUCUGGCUCUAGCAAUGGCAGGGGGCGUGGCCACCAGUAUCUUGGGACGUCAAGCACGGCCACUCCGCAAUUUGCUCUUCAGACUAAUGGAUGCGUCAGUGCCGGAUGAAAUCCAGGAGGCCGUUAUUGAGACUCUGUCAGUGGGAGCGACAAUGCUGCUGCCUCCUUUAAGAGAGAGAAUGGAACUACUGCAUACGCUCCUUCCUCAAGGACCAGACCGCUGGGAGAGCCUCUCCAAAGGACAGAGGAUGCAGUUGGACAUAAUUCUCACCAGCCUGCAGGAUCACACCCAUGUGGCAUCUCUGUUAGGAUACAGCUCUCCUUCAGAUGCCUCUGAAACUCCCAGUCAACUAUCUGACUCCUCGCACGUUCCUGUCACACACCCUGAUUCACAUCCUGACACACAUUUGGCAGAGAUCCUCAUGAAAACUCUGCUAAGGAACCUAGGCUUUUACACGGACCAGGCAUUUGGAGAGCUAGAGAAGAACAGUGAUAAGAUCUUUCAGGGAACAUCAUCGUCUGAUAGCAGCCAGCCAGCUCACCUUCAUGAACUGCUUUGCUCUUUACAGAAGCAACUACUGGCCUAUUGCCAUAUCAACUGCAUUACAGAGGGCUCCAGUAGUGUGGCUCUUCUUCAUAAGCACUUGCAGUUAUUGCUGCCUUAUGCCACAGAUAUCUAUAAUCGCUCUGCAACUCUUCUGAGAGAAAGCUCCAGAAAUGGCAGUGUGCGUGAGAAGCUACAAGAUGUGAUCUACAUGUCUGCAGCAGGCAGUAUGUUGUUUCAGAUUGUGACAUCCCUGCUUUUGUUGCCUGUAUGGGUGGCACGGCCACUGCUCAGUUACCUGUUAGACCUGCUGCCCCCUCUGGACCGUCUCAACAGACUCCUGCCUGCUGCUGCACCUCUAGAAGAACAGGAAUUACAGUGGCCUCUACAUGGCACCCCAGAUCUGGUUGAUCCAAUGUGUGUGUCAGGACUAGCACAGUGCUGGGUGUGGUUGGUGGAUCUGGAGCGUACCGUAGCCCUGCUGGUGGGACGCUGUCUCGGGGGAAUGCUGCAGGGAGCCCCACCCUCACCUGAAGAACAGCACACUGCUCACUGGCUCAAAACACCACUCUUCAGUAAUGGCUUAGAGACUGACAUACCCCACCUUGAUACUUGUAUCAGCUCUUUGCUGGAAGUGGCUCUGUGUGGGAACGAGGAGCAAAGACCCUUUGACUGUCAGUUGCAUGCUGACAUGAGUGUGCUUGUGGAUUUGGCCCUUGGAUCAACUAAAGAGCCCACACACAGCCUGUGGACAAACAUGCAGGACUAUGCCAUCAGUAAGGAUUGGGACAGUGCGUCGCUGCCUAACGAGGCUCUGUUAGACACAGUGUCACGUUUCGUACUUGCUGUACUGCUGAAACACACAGGGCUGCUGGGACAGGCAUGUGGAGAGGGAAGAUAUCAGCCAUGUAAACUGUUGGCAGAGGUGUAUCGCAGUGUUUCUAAGGUGCGGAAUCGCCUCCUGGCUUGCAAGAAUAUGGAGCUCAUCCAGACCCGUUUGUCAUCCCGAUAUUGCUGGAUUUCUGAUAAUGUGGACUCAGUGGAGAUGGACCCUCAGGAGCACUCAUUCACCCGAACCAUAGACGAGGAGGCUGAAAUGGAAGAAAGAGGGAGAGAGAGAGAAAGAGAGGAAGAACACCAGGAGCAGGAAGAUGAGGAGGAGGAGAGAGAGCAUGAGGUCAUGACUGCUGGAAAAAUCUUUCAAUGUUUUCUAUCAGCACGGGAAGCAACCCGAGGGAGAGACAUGGAUCGUGCUGGCAGCAUGAGCGUACAGGAGGAGCCAGCUCAGCCCGCCCUGGAGCGCAGGAGCAGCACCGCCUCUCAGGAAGGAACGGAUCUUUACACCGCUGCAUGCAAUGUCGUCAUCCACCGCUGCGCCAUGCUCCUGCUGGCCGUCAGCACACCACUCACACAACACAUCAAUCAGCCGCCACUGAUGGGCGGGAUCAACCAAGACGGAGGCGGGUUUAUGACGAGGAGCGAGAGCCUUUCAGCUGAGAGUCGGUCUAUCCAGAGCAGUCCCAGUUACAGACUUACAAAAUCCAGGAGUGAGUCUGAUCUCUCUCAGCCAGAGUCUGAUGAAGAAGGAUAUUCACUGAAUGCAAGGAGAAAUGUGGAUCUGGAUUUAGCUUUCACUUCUAAAAAAAGAGGCUUUUUUUACAGUUCUCCAGACUCUUCUGCUGACUGGUUUGGGGGACGAUUGGCUUUGAGUGAAUGCUUAUACAGCUAUCCACGGUCCUAUGAAGAGUCAGACCGUGAUCUGAGCCACUCACUCAAGCUCUAUGCACUUAUCGAGAACAUGGUGAACUUCAUCAGUGGAGAUGUUGGGAAUGCCCCUGCUUUUAAAGAACCAGAAGAGAGUGUUUCCAGCAGCCCACAAGCCAUGAUUAUAGCCAUGGAACAGCAGCAGAGCAGAGCAGAGUUGCGUCUGGAGGCCCUUCAACAGAUUGUGGUGUUAAUUUCUGGGAUGGAGGAGAAGAGCAGUCAGGCUGGCACUGGAGGUGCAGCUGGACGAACAGGCCUUAGUUUUCACUCUGCCUCUCUGCUAACUUCAGUCAGACUACAGUUCCUGUCUGGGUGUUUUGGUCUGGGUGCUUUCAGCAAUGGGGGGCUCAAGGGGGAGAGCGUCCAACUACACCACUACCAGGAUGGAGUCAGAGCAGCCAAGAAAAGUUUACAGAUGGAAAUUCAGACUGCUGUGCAUAAGAUAUACCAGCAGCUUUCAGUCACAUUAGAGAGAGCCCUGCAAGCUAACAAGCACCACAUAGAGGCCCAGCAAAGGCUGCUCUUGGUGACAGUCUUUGCUUUAAGUGUGCGUUACCAGCCUGUGGAUGUAUCAUUGGCUGUCUCCAAUGGCCUCUUGGAUGUUCUCUCUCAGCUUUGUGGGACAGAAACUCUCAUUGGACAGACCCUGCAACUACUUCACAAGCCUGCUGGAUCUCAACUCAGCACUGCGCUCAAAGUGGCCAGCACCAGAUUGCUGCAGAUACUAGCCAUCAGCACUGGAACAUAUGCAGACAGGUUGAGUCCAAAGGUGGUCCAGUCUCUGUUGGAUCUUCUGUGUAGUCAGCUGAAGACACUGCUGUCUCAAGCUAUUGGGAGUACGCUCAGUGCAGGUUCAGAACUGCUGGAGAAGAGUGAUGACUGCGCAGAUGCCCAGAAAAAAGAUUUUCGAGCUUUGUUACGAAAGAGACACACUGCAGAACUGCACCUAGGAGACUUCUUGGUUUUUCUGCGUCGUGUCGUUUCUUCCAAACCCAUCCAGUCCAAGAUGGCCACUCCUAAAUGGACUGAAGUUCUUCUCAACAUUGCUGCUCAGAAAUGCUGCUCAGGCGUUCCAUUGAUUGGUAAUUUGAGGACUCGGCUGUUAGCCCUGCAUGUUCUGGAAGCUGUUCUUCCUGCCUGUGAGAGCAGUUUGGAGGACCAUCAGAUGACCCAGGUGGUGGAUCAGUUGUUUGCCCUGCUGUCUGACUGUAUGUGGGAGGCUCCUGUUGCUCAAGCCAAACACACCAUGCAGCUGAAAGAGAGAGAGCAGGAGCUCAAACUACAGGGUGAGACAGAGGAGGAAGAGGAAAAUGUACCUAUCCAGGAGGUGACCUUUGACCCUGAGAAGGCUCAGUGUUGCGUGGUGGAAAGUGGACAGGGACUGACGCAUGGCAGUGGGGGCAAAGGCUACGGUCUGGCUUCAACUGGCAUAUCAUCUGGCUGUUACCAGUGGAAGUUCUAUAUUGUGAAGGAGAAUCGUGGCAAUGAGGGCACAUGUGUGGGUGUGUCGCGCUGGCCCAUGCAUGACUUCAACCACCGCACAACAGCAGACAUGUGGCUCUACCGCGCAUACAGUGGCAACCUCUACCAUAACGGAGAGCAGACCCUCACUCUGUCCAGCUACACACAGGGAGACUACAUCACCUGUGUGCUGGACAUGGAGGCUAGAACUGUGUCCUUUGGCAAGAAUGGAGAGGAACCCAAACUGGCCUUUGAGGAUGUUGAUGCCACGGAGCUCUACCCUUGUGUCAUGUUCUACAGCAGCAACCCAGGAGAGAAGGUAAAAAUCUGUGACAUGCAGAUGAGGGGCACACCCCGUGACCUGUUACCUGGCGACCCAAUCUGCAGCCCUGUCGCCACAGUCCUCGCUGAAGCCACCACCCAGCUAGUGCGGAUCUUGCACCGCUCGGAGCAUUGGACGCAAACCAUCAACCGCAGCAUUCUCCAGCGCCUCCAGCAGAUCAGAGGUUGCCUGCGGGAAGGUGCUUCUCCAGUAGGGGCCACCAGAUUGCCCAAGAGCCGCUCUGCACAGAGCCGAGAGGAGCAGGAUGAGAAAGAGGGAGAGAGAGAGGAGAGAGGACGAAGCGGACGCCAUGCUUCGGCAGAGCUGUCGGAGGUGCACUUGCGAAUGCUGUGCCACCAGGUGUGGCCGGUGUUAGCUGUGAUAGGGGGAGUAGAUGGUGGGUUAAGGAUGGGGGGACAGUGUGUGCACAAGCAGGCUGGAAGACAUGCCACUCUGCUGGGUGUGGUGAAGGAGGGGAGCACAUCAGCCAAGGUGCAAUGGGAUGAUGCGGAGAUCACAAUCAGCUUCCCCACUUUUUGGUCGCCCAGUGACACGCCGCUUUAUAACCUGGAGCCGAUUGAGCCCCUGCCCUUUGACGUAUCUCGUUUCCUCGGGCUCACUGCGGCUCUGCUGUUGGAUCUCACCGCCCUCGCCAGUCUGCAGGAUGACUGCUCCAAACCUGCCUCCACCUGCCGGCAUGAGCGCAGACACCGGCACGAACCCCAGGAAGAACGUGAGAGUGAAUCACGCAUCAAGCUAAAGGAGGGAACUGGAGACCUGCGUGUAUCUCACAGUUUAGAUGAGGUUAGAGCUCGCGCACCUCCCAAUUCGCACUCCGAGAAUGAGCUUGCCACCUACACGCAGGAAACUAUGCAGCAGACGCCAGCAGAAGGAGGCAGAAUUCUGCAGGAGAUUGUGGUGUCACGUGAAAGCUCACAGGAGACAGACGCGCAGUUAGAGGUGCAUGCGGUGCAGCUGACGUAUCUGUAUCUGGGAGCGAUGAAGACUUUGAGCGUCCUGCUGAGCUGUAGUAAAUAUGCUGAACUGCUACUGAUCCCUAAAGUGAUGCCCGACAGUGACCAUAAUGCAGAUUGUGCCAGUCCUGGGUUGAGUGUCUGUCAGGAAGAGGCAGACCUGCGAUCGGCUCUGCAGUUUCUUAUGCGACACAUGGUGAAGCGGGCAGUGAUGAGGUCACCCAUAAAAAGGGCACUUGGGCUGGCAGACCUUGAGCGGGCACAAGCUAUGAUCUAUAAACUGGUGGUCAAUAGCCUACUUGAAGAACAGGAAGGCCAGAGGGCCAAACCAGUGGAUACAGAGUGUGAGGAGUUGGAGGGAGAUAAACCGUUUCAGACUCCAGUUACCACUUCGCCCUCAGCCUCCAGCAGCACCUCCUUCAUGAGCUCCUCGCUGGAGGACACAACCACAGCAACCACACCCGUUACCACUGCAACCACCCCAGUCACUGACGCUGAGACUGCACCUGCUUCUGAGUCACCUGGAGUAAUGCCGCUCAGCCUGCUCAGGUAUAUACAGCAGAUGUUCUCUGGCUACCCAACCACCACUUUGCUGCCGGCACGUAGAGCUCAGACCCCUCCAGUCUCCUCGUUGCCCACCUCGCCAUCAGAUGAGCAUGGCCGUAGACAGAGCCUCACAUCACCUGAGUCCCAGCCUGCCAGGACCACCAGCAGGACAGCAUUAUCAGACCCCAGCAGCAGACUCUCUACAUCUCCACCUCCUCCAGCUAUUGCCGUUCCACUGUUGGAAAUGGGUUUCUCACUCAGACAGAUCAUGAAAGCUUUGGAAGCAACAGGUGCUCGUGGGGAAGCAGAUGCUCAGAACAUCACUGUACUUGCGAUGUGGAUGAUCGACCACCCGGGGACGGCAGACUCUGAGUCUUCAGACCCCUGCUCUGGGGCUGCAGGAGGGGGCAAGAGCAUAGAGAGGAGCUACCUGCGCUCCCCGGAAGACAUCCCCAAUGCUGAUGCUGUAGAAAUGGAGGAGGGAUUCAGUGACGGUCCUUCAGGACUUGAUCAAGAUUCAGCCUCUGUCUCGCCGGGUCCAACUCCUAGAGGACGCUCUGCAGCCAGCAGGAAGCACCGCUUUGACCUUGCUGCACGCACUUUACUAGCUCGUGCAGCUGGUCUGUACCGCUCAGUACAGGCACAUCGAACACAAGCCCGUCAAGAAGGCUCUGGGCUGCAGCAGGAGUCUGGGCCUCUGGGGGCACUAUACGACUUCAAUCUAGAUGAAGAGCUGGAACUGGAGCUGGAUCAGGAGGCCAUGGAGGCCAUGUUCACCCAGGAGCUGGCAUCCGACUCCAACAUUCUGGGAAUGUGGAUCCCAGAGGUACUGGAAUGGCCAACAUGGCAUGUGUGUGAGUCAGAUGACCGUGAUGAGGUGGUUGUAUGUGAGCUCUGCAGGUUGAGCGUGUCCAGCUUUAACCAGCACAUGAAGAAGAGUCACCCAGGCUGCGGUCGCAGUGCCAAUCGCCAGGGUUACCGCAGUAAUGGAUCCUAUGUGGACGGCUGGUUUGGAGGGGAGUGUGGAAGUGGGAAUCCCUAUUACCUGCUCUGUGGCAGUUGCAGACAGAAAUACCUCAACAUGAAGAGCAAAAUCAAAGGUCCACUGCCAGAGAGGUAUAAAGGUCAAGCUCCAGACCUGUUGGGAAAGCAAGACAGUGUUUAUGAAGAGGACUGGGACAUGUUGGAUGUAGAUGAUGCAGAGCGUCUGACCGGUGAGGAAGAGUUUGUGAUGCUCUCUGCUCCGCUGGGUCUCAGUGACCGCAGGCCUGUCCCGGAGGCCGUCCAUUUUCCAGACACCGACCCCCUCGGUGCUUCUGUUGCCAUGGUCACUGCUACCAACAGCAUGGAGGAAACUCUAUUGCAGAUAGGUUGCCAGAGUUCAGUGGAUAAGAGCACAUCAGGGCGAUUGUCUCUGGGGGAGCAGGCGGCAGGUCUGCAGACAUCUGCUGAUCGCCUGGUGGCUCUGAAAAGAGUCACAGCAGCUGCACAAGUCCUGCUGGCCAGAACGAUGGUCAUGAGAGCGCUGUCCCUGCUCUCAGUUAGCGGUUCGAGUUGCAGUCUGGCAGCAGGAUUGGAGUCUCUAGGCUUAACAGACAUCAGGACUCUGGUGCGUCUGAUGUGUUUGGCUGCGGCAGGUAGAGCUGGAUUAUCUACCGGUCUUGCAUUAGGCCCUGGAUCCUCUGAACGCCCACGAGGGGCCAACAAGCCCACCAAACCCAUCUCCUGUUUGGCGUACCUCAGCACUGCUGUGGGCUGCCUGGCAUCGAACAGCCCCAGUGCUGCCAAACUAUUGGUUCAACUGUGUACUCAGAAUCUGAUAUCAGCUGCCACUGGGAUGAAUCUCACCACAGUGGAUGAUCCCAUCCAGAGGAAAUUCCUGCCCAGUUUCCUGAGGGGUGUGGCAGAAGAGAACAAGCUGGUGACGUCACCCAAUUUUGUGGUGACCCAGGCACUGGUGGCCCUGCUUGCCGAUAAAGGUUCCAGGCUUCGACAUGGCUACGACAAGGCCGAACUGGAAAAGAGAGGCCCAUUGGAGCUGGCAAAUGCGCUGGCGGCAUGCUGCCUCUCAUCUCGACUCUCAUCGCAGCACCGCCAAUGGGCCGCACAGCAGCUGGUGCGCACACUGGCCGCUCAUGACCGAGACAACCAGAGCCGGCCCCAAAACUUUGCAGAUGUGGCAGGAGACCUGCGGAAGUGGUCCACUUUCAGACUAGAGGCUCAUCAGAGCCGGGUGAUCACAUGUGUGUGGUGUAGUAAAAAAGGUCUCCUGGCCACCAGCGGAAACGAUGGAACAGUCCGUGUUUGGAACGUGACCAAAAACCAGUACUCUCUGCAGCAGACAUGCGUCUUAAACAAAGCAGAUGACACCUCAGAGGAGUGUAUGAAUAAUCUGGGCUCACCAGGUGAUUCAAGCCUGGCUCCAGUGGCCUGGAGUGUCAGUGGGAAGUACCUGGCUGCAGCCAUGGAGAAAAUAGUGAACAUCUGGCAAGUCAAUGGUGGGAAGGCUUCGAUGGACCUGCAACCUCAUUGGGUGUCAUCGUUAGCUUGCCCGGAAGAGGAGGCUGGGUCUCUGUGGGGUGGGGAGCAUCGAGAGCUGCUAUUGGUGGGUCGCAUGGAUGGAACACUGGGCCUUCUUGAGGUUCUGGAUGAUUCUGACAUACAGAGAACUGAACUCCAACACUGCUACAGGAAAGAUGUGGCUGUGAUGCAAAUUGCAUGGUACAGUGAGGACCGCCCCUUUGCUGUUGGAUAUGCUGAUGGGAGGCUUCUGAUUGGCUCUAAAGACCCUUUAGAGAAAGGAUCUGUGGUAGUUAUUGAUGCCCACAAGGAAAGCAUCACUUCAUUGCGCUGGGCUCCAGAUGGGCAAGUGUUGAUGAGCUGUGCCAAAGAGGAGAUUGUGCGUCUAUGGACAGGAUCGGGGACGGAUUUGGGACAAAGUUGGACAUGUCUGCAGAGUAUCACCCACCCUGCUGUUGUCAAUGCUGUUGCCUGGUGCAACCUGUCUGGUGAAGGACCCAAACCUCUCAAAAUGUUUGCCACAUGUUGUCAGAAUGGUCUGGUAUCUGUGUGGACUGUACCACAGGACCCUUCAUCAUACUCCCAGUCCAGCACUGCCUGCCCUGAUGCAUGCUGGGAAUCCAAGUCCAAACUUAUGCUGGACCCACAGCGGUGUGAAGGAGCAAAGUGUGUGCUCCAGCUGCGGGGUCAUAUGACUCCUGUUCGGACAGUAGCUUUCAGUCCAGAUGGGUUGGCUCUGGUGUCUGGGGGGGUUGGUGGACUUUUGAACAUCUGGUCAUUACGGGAUGGUUCAGUGCUACAAACAGUAGUUGCUGGAUCAGGAGCUAUUCACAACACUGUUUGGAUUCCUGACAUAGGUGUGGCUGUCUGCUCCAACCGCUCAAAGGAUGUACUGGUUGUUAAUUGCUCAGCAGAGUUCAUGGCAACCAGUCAUGUGCUUGCAACCUGCCGCACAGCGCUGAAGAAACAGGGUGUUAUGGGACUGAAUAUGGCUCCAUGCAUGAGGGCUUUCCUGGAGAGACUUCCCAUCAUGCUUCAGGAGCAGUACGCAUAUGAGAAGCCUCAUGUGGUUUGCGGAGAGCAGCUCGUCCACAGUCCAUACAUGCAGUGUCUGGCAUCUCUGGCAGUGGGUCUACAGCUGGAUGCUCUGCUCUGUCACCCUCCUGUCCCACCUCACCUGGCCCACUGCCCACCUGAGCCUGGCUCCUCCUCUUCCCCCUCCAAUGGCUCCUGGGCCAGCAGUGAGUGGGCUUGGCUGCACUGCUUCUCCACCACCGUCAAAACAGCUGAGGCUCUCGCACGAGGACACACCUUCCCAGAGUCUUUCAUAGUCCCGGACCUAGAGCCUGUGGCCAAGGACAAACUGGCACUACUUAUGGAUAACAGCAAGUGGAUGUCUGGGAUGGAUGAACAAAUCAUGUCGUGGGCCACGUCCAGACCAGAGGACUGGCACCUAGGAGGGAAGUGUGAUGUAUUUUUAUGGGGUGCUGGCAGGCACGGGCAGCUUUCAGAGGCCGGACGCAACAUUCUGGUGCCAACUCUUGCUUCCUCAUUUUCUCAGGCCCAACAAGUUGUUUGUGGGCAGAACUGCACCUUUGUGAUCCAGGCGAAUGGAACGGUGUCUGCAUGUGGAGAGGGCAGUUACGGCCGCCUUGGACAAGGAAAUUCAGACGAUCUGCAUGUCCUCACUGUCAUAUCAGCUCUGCAAGGAUUUGUAGUGACCCAACUGGUAACAUCAUGUGGGUCUGAUGGCCAUUCGAUGGCACUGACUGAAAGUGGAGAGGUGUUCAGCUGGGGAGAUGGAGAUUAUGGAAAACUGGGCCACGGCAAUAGUGACAGGCAACGCAGACCACGGCAGAUAGAGGCGCUGCAGGGGGAGGAGGUGGUGCAGAUGUCGUGUGGCUUUAAGCACUCGGCGGUGGUCACUGCAGAUGGAAAGCUCUUCUCCUUUGGCAAUGGAGACUAUGGAAGACUUGGGCUUGGAAACACCUCUAACAAAAAGCUGCCAGAGAGAGUCAUUGCUCUUGAGGGUCACCUGGUCGGCCAGGUUGCAUGUGGGCUGAAUCACACUCUGGCAGUAUCUUCUGAUGGAAUGACAGUUUGGGCAUUUGGAGAUGGAGACUAUGGCAAACUGGGACUGGGAAACUCUACAGCCAAAUCAUCUCCACAGAAAGUGGAUGUUCUUUGUGGAAUUGGAAUAAAGAAGGUGGCGUGUGGGACCCAGUUCUCCAUUGCUUUAACCAAAGAUGGAAAUGUCUUCACGUUUGGCCAGGAUCGUUUGAUUGGUCUGCCGGAGGGCCGAGCACGAAAUCAUAACCAGCCUCAGCAGGUCCCUGCUCUGAUGGGCAUGUUCAUAGAUGAUGUGGUUGUUGGGGCAGAGCAUACGCUUGCAGUCUCUUCAUCUGGAGAUGUUUACGCCUGGGGGAGCAACUCGGAGGGUCAGCUUGGCUUGGGCCACACCAACCAUGUCAGAGAGCCAACCCUUAUUAGCACUUUACAAGGCAAAAACAUCCAGCAGAUCUCUGCAGGUCGCUGCCACAGUGCAGCAUGGACUGCACCGCCUGUACCGCCACGUGCUCCAGGUUCGUCAGUGCCUCUGCAGCUGGGCUUGCCCAUGUGUGUGCCUCCUCAGUACAGUGGCCUGAGAGAGAUCAGUAUGGAGGCACUGAGAGCCAGACUACGCCUGCUCUACCACUUCUCUGACCUCAUGUACUCUUCAUGGAGACUGCUCAACCUCAGCCCCAACAACCAGAGCUGCACUUCGCGGUAUAAUGCUGGAACGUGGGGUAUAGUCCAAGGUCAGCUGAGGCCCCUGCUGGCCCCUAGAGUUUACACACUGCCCAUGGUGCGCUCCAUCGGUAAAACUAUGGUGCAAGGGAAGAACUACGGCCCACAGAUCACAGUCAAAAGAAUCUCCACACGAGGGAGAAAGUGUAAGCCCAUCUUUGUGCAGAUCGCCAGGCAGGUUGUAAAAUUGAAUGCAUCUGACUUGAGGCUGCCAUCGCGAGCCUGGAAAGUCAAGCUUGUCGGAGAGGGAGCAGACGAUGCAGGAGGGGUGUUUGAUGACACAAUCACAGAGAUGUGCCAGGAGCUGGAGACAGGAGUGGUGGAUCUUCUUAUCCCUUCUCCCAAUGCUGCUGCAGAGGUGGGCUACAACAGAGACAGGUUCUUACUGAACCCCUCAGCCUGUCUGGAAGAGCACUUGCUGCAGUUUAAGUUUUUGGGUAUUCUGAUGGGAGUGGCCAUCCGCACUAAGAAGCCUCUAGAUUUGCACCUGGCUUCAGUGGUGUGGAAGCAGCUGUGCUGUAUUCCUCUAAUCCUUGAGGACCUGGAGGAAGUGGACCUGCUCUAUGUGCAGACCCUCAACAGCAUCCUGCACCUGGAGGACAGUGGCAUCACUGAGCAGAACUUCCAUGAGAUGAUUCCUCUGGAUUCAUUUGUCGGUCAAAGUGCUGAUGGAAAAAUGGUUCCCAUCAUCCCAGGAGGAAACAGCAUACCGCUGACCUUUUCCAAUAGGAGGGAGUAUGUAGAGCGUGCCAUUGAGUAUCGCCUCCAUGAAAUGGAUCGGCAGGUGGCGGCAGUGCGAGAGGGCAUGUCCUGGAUCGUAUCUGUUCCGUUGCUCUCCUUAUUAACAGCUCGACAGCUGGAGCAGAUGGUGUGCGGGCUGCCGGAGAUCAGCGUGGAGGUUUUAAAGAAAGUGGUUCGUUACAGGGAGGUGGACGAGCAGCAGCAGCUGGUGCAGUGGUUCUGGCAAACGCUAGAGGAGUUCUCCAAUGAGGAGAGAGUGCUCUUCAUGCGCUUCGUCUCUGGACGCUCUCGUCUGCCGGCCAACACUGCAGACAUUUCUCAACGGUUCCAGAUCAUGAAGGUGGACCGGCCAUAUGACAGUCUUCCCACCUCUCAGACGUGCUUCUUCCAGCUCCGCCUCCCACCUUACUCUAAUCAAUUGGUAAUGGCAGAGCGGCUGCGUUAUGCUAUUUAUAACUGCCGUUCUAUUGAUAUGGACAACUAUAUGCUGUCUCGCAAUGUGGACAAUGCAGAGGGGUCAGAUACAGAUUACUGACCCUUCCCUCCCACAUGCACAUGUAAACACACAAAGUGUAUGCGCUGUGUUGGACUGUUUAUGAUUCAUUACAGGCUUUUAUGAUUAAUAUACAUCUUAAUCCAGUUUUUAUUUUCACUUUUUGUUUGAUAGCAGUUAAGAUAAACUUGGGUGUGCUACACGAUCUGCACACACACACGUGCUUGAUGUAUAUUCCUUCUGUAUUCUCUGAAGCUCAGUCUUUCUCCACUAUUCAUCUUUGGCUCUGCAUUUUUUUUCAGGAUAUUCUGCAUGAAAGAUUGUUUAAUUAAAAAAAAAAAACAUUAUAGAAUAAUGAUAAAAAAAACUAUUUUGUACAUUGUGUAUAAUGCUUCACUGAGAAAUUGUUUUACAUGAGUAUCUGUAUUUAUUUUAAUUUUUUCAACUGCAGACACCAGGUUUCUUAUGGCAGACAUGCAAUAAAUGAUUCACUCAAA